AUGCGCUCAGCUCUUAACAUCGCCCUCGCGUUAGCAGCAUUUACCCAAGCAACCUCGGCUGCAGCUCUCCCAGAAAAGAGACCCAAUCUCGGCUUGAACAAAUGGAAACACCAUAGCCAUCGACCAAGCGGAACUGGAAAAUUCCACGUCCCAGCCAAUGCUACGAGAACGGCAGGGCCGGGUACAACUGUUGUCUCUGUUCCUGAUGCUACGGUAUUCUCUACCUUUACUGUCACGGCCACUUCUACCCCCAUUGGGGAUGAUCCAGCUCCUCCCACGCCUACUGAAGGAACCCCUGAAGGUGGCGAAGAGUUGCCUACAGGUGGCAAUGAUGAGAGUGGAAACUCUGGAGUUAUUAAUGCUCCACCUCAAUCAGGAGGACCUGAAGAAAAUAACGGGAUUAGCGAGAAUAUUCCUGGAGACAAGAACGAAAAUAGCAACGAGAACAGUGGGGAUUUCGGGGCUAUCAUCUCUCUACCAACACCCAGCAAUUCUGAAGAUGACACCAAGUUCCCUACAUUAACAUUACCAGCUUCCUACAGACCCACCGGCUUCUUAAACGCUACCGGAAUUAGUGGUUCUCCAUAUGGAACUGUAAGCUUGACAAUAGACACCGCGGCCGGUCCGACGACUUUCCCAAGCUCAACUUCAUAUGCUUCUUCACCCCCAAUCCUCCCUAGCAGCUCCGAAGAUGGGGAGGACACAGUGAUAAUUCAAACUGUAGUCCCAAUCCCAGCAUCCACAUCAGCAUCUACAGCCGCGCCUUUAGCUUCAACCAGCACGCGAGCUGUUAGUGAUGGUUCCCAAUGGAAACCAGCUGUUGGAGCAACAUGGCAGAUUCAACUCCACGGAACAGUAGCCGAUGCCAACCUCCCAGUCGAUAUUUACGACAUCGAUCUCAUCGAAUCCACUCCAACUUUGAUUUCCACUCUCCAUGCAAAUAACAAGAAAGUCAUCUGUUACUUCUCUGCUGGAUCCUUCGAGUCCUGGCGACCAGAUGCUGCCUCCUUCACCUCAUCCGAUAAAGGUUCCCCUCUUGAGGGAUGGGACGACGAAUGGUGGCUCAACACCAACUCCGCCAACGUCCGUACAAUCAUGAAAGCACGUCUCGACCUUGCCAAAUCCAAAGGUUGCGAUGGCGUGGACCCAGACAACGUAGACGUCUACAGUAACUACAACGGUUUGGGAAUAACCAAACAAGAUUCCCUCGCUUACCUACAAUUCCUCUCCACCGAGACGCGCGCACGAGGCAUGGCUAUGGGCAUGAAGAACGGUCUCGAUAUGGUGACUCAGUUGCUCGAUGAUAUGGAUUUCCACGUCAACGAAUCGUGUCUUGAGUUUAGCGAGUGUGAGAAGCUGGUCCCGUUCAUUGCCGCUGGCAAACCGGUUUUCCAUAUCGAGUAUCCGGCUAGUGCGCCUAGGAUUGCGAAGGAUGUUGUGGAUAGGAAGUGCAAAGAGAAGGCGGACAAGAAUUUUAGUUCGUUGUUGAAGAAUGUUGAGCUUGAUGCUUGGGUUCAGACUUGUUAG
Messenger RNA from Hymenoscyphus albidus, 1527 nucleotides. NCBI's taxonomy places the organism in Eukaryota, Fungi, Ascomycota, Leotiomycetes, Helotiales, Helotiaceae. The record is from the annotation of a GenBank genome assembly.